ACUGCAACAUUUUUUACCCCAUUUAUGUUGAUACUAAAUAAAAGAUUAUAUUUGAUCGUGUGUAUAAAUUUAAUUUAUACUUAAAACCAUAAAGUACCCUUCGCAGGCCAUUAUUAACAUAAUUGUAUCGGUUUUGUUUUUGUGUGAUCGGCCUUACCUAGCACGUGCGUGCUUUAAUCAGCUGUUGCAUACCGUGCAGAAAAAUUCACAAUUCGUUGAGGUGUAGGAAAAUUUAAAAUGGCCAAAAUUACAAAGAAAAAAGGUAAAGCCAAAUCCCAAUCUAAGGAAAAAUUCACACGCAAAGCACUUCGCAAACUAAAACAGCAGCAAAAGAUAGAGAACAAGCGCUUGUUUUUCUCAAAUAAAACCAAAGGUGCGGCCUUGGUUGCUGAUGCGAAGGCAGCCGCUGCCAAUGCGCAGCAAUCAAAGAAAGUAAAGAAGGGCAAAGCGAAAAAUGUUAACAAAAAUAUAACUCCCGAUGAUAUUCCAAUCGAGGAACUACUUUCUGGGAAAGUAGAUUCGGACAACGAUGAAUCGAUUGCAUCAGAUUUCUCCGAUGACGAUGUGGAUGCACGUAUUCCGUCAAAGAUGGCAAAACGCGAAUUACCAACGCACGCAGAAAAAGGUAAGAAACGCCAGCAGCAACAACCUACACGCCCUGAUGCUGAGGAGCAACGUCGACGUGUAUUGAAGCAGCAAAAAGAUUUGGAAAAUGUGGCACGAAAGCACCGACGCAAGCAGCUUAUACUGGAAAACGAAGACGAGGAUCGAUUAAUAUCGAAAUUGGAAAAAAAGUUAAAGCUUAACAAAACUAAAGACAAAAAUCGCUUGGUACGUAAAAUGUUUAGCGAUGGCUUAGACUAUGCAUUGGAGUUCUGUUUGGAUGACGAGGAAGAAAAGCGCAAGCGUGAAUUGAAGGAAAAACGAAAGGAAGAGCAAAAAAGACAAAAUGAAAGCGGCUGGAGCGAUGAAGAUGCAUUUAGCGGCGAAGAAGGCGAAGACUCUGGAGGUGAGGAACUGGACGAGGACUCUGAUGAUAGUAGUAAAGGCACCCAAAGUGCUUAUAGCGACGAAGAUAGCGAGGCAGACGAUCAGCUACGGCUGGAGACUAAAAACUCAGAAGAGCAGUUUAAAGAAGAUAUUUAUGGAAGAAAACGUGACAAGGAAGGCAACAUUAUGAAAGAUGUUGUAGCGGCUCAGUCUGAAUCGGGAGCUCAGCAGCCACAAAAAUAUGUACCACCCCAUCAACGUGCUUUACUCGCAGCCACCCAAAAUGACAGCAAACAAACGCAAAUUUUGGAACGAUUGCGUAAAAACUGCAAGGGACUGCUUAAUCGUCUCUCUGAGGCGAAUCUACACAAGAUCGCAACUGGUAUUGAGGAGUUGUACAUGAAGAAUUCUCGCUACAACAUCAAUGAAACUUUAGGUGCGCUAUUGCGGGAGGCCUUACUUGCGCAUACUAUGGUCAAUGAACGUAUGGUGCAGGAGCACAUGGUGCUGUUGGCAUAUAUGCACGCACAAAUUGGCAAUGAAAUUGGCGCACACUUUUUGCAAAUGUUCAUUGAGCAAUUCGACAAAUACGUGAAAGAGAUACAUACGCUAGCGGUGGAAGAUAAGCGACUGAAUAAUUUAGUUUUAGUACUCGCUUACCUAUAUAUUUUUAAAAUCUAUGAACAUCGACUACUGCUGGAGAUAAUCGGUCGAUUUUCCGAUAAUUUGUGCGAGAAAUCCAUUGAGUGCCUACUACUCAUUUUCCAAUCGGUGGGCUUCAAAUUGCGCAAAGAUGACCCGCUUGCAUUCAAGGAGAUGAUGUUAAGCGUACAGCGUAAGAUCGCUGAAGCGCCAUUGGAGUUGAAGGAGAAUUUACGUCUUAAGUUUAUGGUCGAUAUCUUGAACGCAGUUAAGAAUAACAAUAUAAAUAAAAUUCCACAGUUCGAUCCCGAAUUAGCUGAAGAUCUGCGUAAACGUUUGAAAGCCAUGUUGCGCAAUGACAAAUAUGUGACCACACUCAACAUAACUAUGGAUGAUUUGCUGCGUGUGGAUCAAGUGGGCAAAUGGUGGGUAGUGGGUUCGGCGUGGAGUGGUAAGAUCGACGACAUCAACGCUGCUACGAAGCAAAAUAGAGACGAUUGUGUGGCGUCUGGUGCGCGUUUCUCUGAAAAGCUGUUGAAGUUGGCCAAAAACCAGAAAAUGAAUACGGAGGAGCGGCGAAACAUAUUUUGUAUUAUAAUGGGUGCUGAAGAUUAUGUGGACGCUUUUGAAAAGAUACUACAUUUAGCGUUGAAGGAUCAGCGCAGUAUUGCCUAUGUGAUUAUCCAUUGCUGUUUAAAUGAGAAGCAAUCAAAUCCGUAUUAUGCACAUUUGGCGCUAAAAUUCUGCCUUUAUAACCGCAAGUAUCAAUUGGCCUUUCAGUUUGCCACAUGGGAUCGCAUUAACGAAAUCGAAUCGUUGAAUAAGAUUCAGGUGAAAAAUUUGGCGAAAUUCCUGCAACAUUUAAUAUUAAAAGGCGGCUUGCAAUUGACGGUGCUGAAAGUAGUGAACUUCCUACAACUAGACAAGUUAAGUUUCCUAUUCAUGAAGGAAAUAAUGGUUGGCAUAUUGUUGAGCGAGCAGGAGAACGAAAUUUAUCAGGCCUUCGAGCGUGUUGCCAAAAACUCGAAACUUGGCGCGUUCAAAAAUAGUGUGCGUUUGUUUACACAACAUUUUCUGUUGCAGCAUGAAAGUAAAUUAAAAUUGCAUGAGGAUCAAUUGGCGGUAUUGAAAAAGCGAGCAGAUUAUGUCGACAAUAUACUAGCCUAUGUAGACUUGUAAUUUUUCUUUUUAUAUAAAUUUAAUGUAUGUAAAUAAAAUAAACGUAAGACUUAGCAUCAAAGGCAACUAGCCUGAGUCACUUUUGAUAUA
Molecule: messenger RNA, 2901 nt
Organism: Anastrepha obliqua
Lineage: Eukaryota; Metazoa; Arthropoda; Insecta; Diptera; Tephritidae
Product: nucleolar MIF4G domain-containing protein 1 homolog
Exons: 2
Coding region: 238-2811 (857 amino acids)
Biological process (GO): ribosomal small subunit biogenesis
Cellular component (GO): nucleolus
Molecular function (GO): protein binding; RNA binding
Source: RefSeq, a predicted model, not a curated record